AGUCGCAAACUCGGAACGGAGACAAAAGUAGUGAAUACGCGCGAGCCGUUUUUUCGUAUUUUGACCGAUCAACUUUAGCCUUAAUGAAACAAUUUGUCAUUUCUAAUUAUAUUAGAACUACGUCAAGGUAGUGAUACUCAACUGCCACAAUGAAUCUAAUGUUUAGGAAGACCUUCGGGGAACAGAAAGCCGGAGUGGCGGCCAUCAAAGGAAACAAGAUCAGCGUUUGUCGACAUACUAGCAAAAGGAGUCGAGAACAAGGUUACACCGCAAUGGAGGAGCACCACUACAGGACACACUUAUUUUUCAGUCCACCUCGUUGUAGCUUUGGUGCCGCUGACGAAGAUGGUUCGCUCGAUUCAACAGGUAAUGCCCAAAGAAUGCAAAGAGCUAUAUUGCACACAGAGCCGCGGUGCGGACCUAUGACUGGAACGGGGGGUGAAUCGCCGCCGAUGCAGUCGACCAUAUCUCCCGCAAUGACGGAGUCCGAUUUACCUCAACCUUUGGUGGUGAGGAGUCCGUCGGUGUCUCUUAUGAAGUGGCCCAAUCAAUUGCCGACGAAAGCUACGCCCACUCGACAGGUGAAUUUCAAUUAUGGAAACGAAAGCAGCCAUGUAGACGCUCAACGGGCCCUAUCUGAAUUGGAUAAGGACUGCUUCAUUAUCCCAGUCCAUAGUCUUGAUAGGUUUCUUCCUGCGGGAGUUCCGAUACCAAAACCUGUAAAUAAUAAUAGUCUAGAUAAAAAAGGGAAUCUACAUGUUAUGGAGGUGCCCGAUCCCAAGUUAUGUGUCUUAUGUCAUUUAAUGAGUCCGUUGGAGCCGGUAGAUCCCGUUUUAGAGUCCCCGUUAGUUCAACCGCUACUUAAGCAAAGGGUAAUAGCUGGGGAAUUAGUUAAUGACAUAGCACAAGCCAAAACGGCGGUUACGGGAAUGUUACUUGCCAAUAUGGAAAGGAAUGCCGAAUUUCCAUUCAUAACGUACUAUGUGAUAAAUACGUCUCAGACCAAUCCUGUGAUGUUCUACAAUAAUCUCCGCACUGCCAGUUUGAGCAAGUUCGAUCCAAGAACUACUAGAUAUACAGCUGCACAUACGCUCGAUUUAUACACCGAAGUGGCUUCAAUAUGUCGACCGCCAGUACACGAAAUCGGUAUGUCAUUACAAAAAACGCACAGUACAUCUACAGGGUAUCUCGUAUCUGUGUAUAAAGUUUUCGAAGGAGACGAUAGAGAAAAAUUUGAAAGGAACUGGUUGUACUGGACAGGAGCAAGAAUGAUCUACCGAUAUCUACCCCACGCAGCGGGCCUUCGUCGAAUUUCGCUGCACAAAUCUCUUAGUCCGAAAGGCGACAAAAUGUACAUUUUAUUAUGCGAAUGCGCUAAUCUAUUAGAAGACGUGACAGUUUGCGCAUUGAUAUUACCUGCGCUAAGGGCAAGAUUGACGGGAUAUACGGGAUUAUUUAGACCGUUACAAACCUUUUAAUACGAAAUGGGUCCAAUCUAAUUUUAAAACUAUAGAGAUAAUAUCGUGAGUCUACUAAAAAGGUUCCAGUCUCCUUUAAUAAUUUACAGGGUGAUUUAUAAAAUUGAGCAUAAAUUUUAAUUGGUUAAGAAGUUUCUUUAUUUCUGUCGGGCAGUUAAAUGUCUCCUUGAGGUUGGUUUUCGUAUCGAUCUGCUGGUAUGCGGUAGACUAUUCUCUGCAAUCGGUGACAAUGUCCUUAACAGACCACAGGAACACAUGACAACUUUCUGGCGACAGUAGUCUCAGUAGAAUCUCCUUAUUGUCACAGCUUCUCUCCCAAUCGAAAAGUUUAGGGGCAGAUUCUUGAAUGAGGUUAAUCUUCAGAUCAUUGGCAAGCUGUCUGGCGCGCGUUUCGACGAGACUGAACACUAACACUACACCAACACUAACGAUUACACUGUCUGUCAUGCCGAGAAAAGUUUGCGUGGAAAAAUCAAUGGAUAAAAUGAAAAUUUAGUAAUUUGUUGUAAGGUUGGGAUAGGUUGUGAUAGGUUUUUCGAUCGAACUGAUGCAUUUUCACACACGCAUAGAUCUCGACGACAUAUAUCGAACAAAAGGCCGUUUUAUCUUGGAAAAAAUGGCACGGAUCAUUAUUAAUACAUAUCAGGGGUAGAAAAAUUAUGGCAUCGAUGCCAUGUGAUACGUAAAAAUUUGUUUUACGAUACAGUAUGAAAUAAAAAAUAUGUUUUGUCCGAAUAACAAAGUGAAAACUUUUUAAUAACUAUCAUUAGUAGCUCUUGCGUGAGUUUUAUAUAUAAAUUAGGAAUUUUAGAUGUGUAUACAGUUGAAUAAUUUAAAUAAUCAUUUUUAUUGCUACACGGUUUUGUAUAAUAGUCCAGUCUUUCUAUGUAUUUUGAGCUGCUUUUUCCAAUGGAAUAAAUAUCUUCAAUAAAGUGCCCAAAUAAGGGGAAAAUUAUCAUUAUCAUCCCUUAGAAAACGUCUUGAGAACGGUGGAUCGAGCGAAAAUUUUGCAUAGAACAGAAAAAUUAGUAAAUUCCAUUAGCUUUCGAAUGAAAUAAGCAAAAAUAUGGAAUAAUUCUAAUAUUUUGCAUAAAAUUCAAUUUUAUUGGCCAGUUACGAAAAAUUCCUGAUUUAGUCAAAAAAAAAAAACGAAAUAUCAAAGCAUCACUUAUUUGAAAAUACAAAGGUGUGUACAAUUUUGUGUGCGCUCGAAAAAGAAGAGUCAAAAGCUUAUAUUGACUGGACUAUAAAUAUUAAAUUGAAUUAUUAAGCUUGACUCAGGGUUUUUUAAUGUUACAUAGUCGGGCAAAAUGGACGGAGAACACUGAAUUUAUAGUUAAAUUAUGCCUUUUAUGGAAAAUUUUUCGUAUAUUUCAUAUACUACGCAAUGGCGUUUUUGGACAUAUGUCGGUAAUAUUUUGAAUGCACCCUGUAUGCAUAGUUUUUAUGAUAUUUUCAAAUUUACUGAUGCCGGGUUUACUAUGUGAAAUAUUUAUUUAAUACAAGAUGAUAAUUUUAUACUUUCGUGGUCCCCUCGCUUUUUGGCUGUAGAAAAUCGAAAAAUCAUCCGAUUUCGACGCAUUUUUUUUAAUGGUUAGUAAAUUAUUUUCAUUCGAGCCGAGGGCGAAAAGUUCAUUUCUCAAGUACGUUGAUUUUCCUUAUUUUUGUGAAACUUCUGGUGUUAUUACACCACUCUUAGUCAAGACCCCAAAAGUCGAGUAAAAAAGUUUGACGCGUGUAUCACGUGAGGUUAUUCUGAUGAAUUUUCCGCUUCUGGCGAGGCUUUUCCGACCUCCAAAUCUUCUGGCUUUAUUACAGCGUUCUUAUUUGAGGUUCGGACCCCACGAUCCAAGAGUUUUCACUAGUGCACCACAUGAGGUCUUCCAGUCAAUUUUUUCGCCCGGGAAAACCGUCUGGCAUUUUCAUAUCCGACCUGUACAGAGUGCCACAAAUCCCGUUUGGUGAUGUACUAGUGCUGCUUUUUGCAGCCAGGUCUGGCACUAAUCUGCCGUGACCUCAGCACUAUCCUGCUGACAGCAUAUUUCUUCUGAGAACCGAUUAAUACGAUUAGAAAGCAAAAGUUGUCAAUACCUAUUAUCGCUAAUGUAUCUCUCGUGAAAAAAGGUCCGAUUUUAUUAUUUCUUUAGCUAUUCCACACAAUUAUGACAUAUACAAAUCCGUUCACGCUAAAAUUUGGUCUAUAACAAAAAACGUGUAAUAUUUUAUGAGAAUAUCGUCAAGUUUUUUAAUUGAAUUUUUAGAUUUUUCCUGUACGUUUAUAAUCACAUUGCCCAAAUCCGUUAUCUUCAUUAGUGACUGUUUGUUUUUUUCCACGAUCGGGAAUAUUUUUUACACUGUCGGUUUCAUUGAAUUUUCUCGAAAUUAAAAAUGAACUAAGUGCCUAUAAGGGCAUGAAAUUUUGACGGUAUGUUGGCUUGAUCCCUUACAUCUGCCCUUCCUUACCAGACCAUAAUUGGACCUCUUCAAAAAAGGAGGAAUUUCUUGAACACACAAAAUAAUCAUUAUAUUUAUUCACAUUCUUUUUCGUCUUAUAAUUUACGACCAACUAACUUCUUAUAACCAAACACAUCUGUGGUUAUCGCGUUCCUCUAUUCAUUACGAUUUUGCUGGUGUUCCAAUGCCCAAAAUAAUCUUUGGUACCUAUGUGCAGGUGUCGAUGGUAUUCUCCUCAAAAGUCGCUUGGAUUUUAAAUUAUAAUUACAGUCAUACACCUACUAUAACUCAAUAAAUUCAGAUUUAUCAUAUCUACUAACAAAAAAAUACGAAUACAUUCAAAAUAUGAAAUCAUAUUUCAAAAAAUAACAAUUUGAUAAAAAAUUUAUUUCAUAAAAUUCGUACAUUCGGUGUUCUGUCCACUUUGUUGACUCUGUAUACAAACUCUAGUAUGGAACAAAUGAUCUGUGAUGUCUCAAUUUGCAUAUUAAUAAACAAAGUAUGGAUCAUUUAUAUCUCCCCAUAUUCCUCCAAUCUCCAAUCAUACAUCUCUCUCUUAGCUAUUCCAUACUCUCCCAGGUGUAGCGAUCUGAAGUUCCUCAGGUGUUUGUUGUCUCAACCCCUGUAGGUUAUCCCAAUAAUCGGUUUUGCUCCUAUUCACUUUGUUUUCCAGUGCUUUUUCCAUUAUUCUUUAGCUGAUGCCGCAGAAUGGUUCGGAUCCCACGAAGGAGUUGUUGUCUGCCUCCGCUUUAGGAGACUGCUUGAGAUGAAAAAACGUUUUUACUUUCUAUUUUGUUUACUUCCACGAUCUAAUGAGUUCGUACUUUCUCCCACUAAUAUAUCUAGAGCAAAAUACUGGAUCUAGAGUCGCCUAAUGAACACCUACAACUCAGUUUUCUAUUCCCUAUUCCUGCUCGAAUUCAUCUAAAGCAUCUUCAACUUAUCCAUCAAAACCUGUUCAUCGAUUCACAGCAGAGACUCGGACAGAAAUCCUGAACUCAUCGAUCGAAAUAGACAAAGUUAUUAGAUAUGUAGAAUAUAUCGAUGAUAGCUCAAAAAUUCGAGAUUCAGAUGAUUUUCGGCUACUUCGGAAUAGUGAGAUUUGUUCUUGUCAAAGAUAUUGGGAUUUAGAUGAUCCAUCGUACGCGUACUGGUUGAAAUGUCAUAAUAUUAGUCUACAUAUCAGUCCAAAACAAAAACAUGACAAAUGAGAUGCUUUUAGUGCAGAUUUUAAUGAGGUUAACAAAAGCAAUAACAGUUACAAUCACUAAAAUUGUAUUUAAAGACUUAGGAAUAUAAAGAAUUUUUUUAAACAC
Molecule: messenger RNA, 5248 nt
Organism: Diorhabda sublineata
Lineage: Eukaryota; Metazoa; Arthropoda; Insecta; Coleoptera; Chrysomelidae
Exons: 10
Coding region: 150-1478 (442 amino acids)
Source: RefSeq, a predicted model, not a curated record